This is a messenger RNA of Monoraphidium neglectum, 819 nucleotides long. RefSeq names its product cathepsin X. The transcript is spliced from 6 exons. Gene Ontology annotation, cellular component: lysosome. The coding region runs from base 1 to 819 and encodes 272 amino acids. Gene Ontology annotation, molecular function: cysteine-type endopeptidase activity. Lineage: Eukaryota; Viridiplantae; Chlorophyta; Chlorophyceae; Sphaeropleales; Selenastraceae. The record is from RefSeq and is a predicted model, not a curated record.
AUGAUGAGUGAGAUCGCGGCGCGCGGCCCCAUAACCUGCGGCAUCUCCGCCCCCGACGACUUCGUGUUCAAGUACCACUCGGGCCGCCAGGGCGGCGUGUACGUCGACAACUCGGGUGCGGGGGCCGCGCCACAGCUGCUGGGGCCGGCCGGGUUCGCGGCGGCGCGGGGCGGAGUUUGGGAGGUGCAGUUCGGGCGACUUGCGGCGGCGGACGCGGCGCGGGGCGUGCGCGCUCCGCUCCUCGCGCGAGCCCGUCGCUGCGACACCGAGAUCGACCACGAUGUUGAGGUGGUGGGGUGGGGCGUGGACGAUCAGAGCGGCCUCAAGUACUGGCUGGUCCGCAACUCCUGGGGCACAUACUGGGGAGAGCUAGGCUUUUUCAAGGUGCAGCGCGGCGCGGGCGGCAACGGCGCGCUUCAGAUCGAGUCGGGAGACUGCUGGUAUGGGGUGCCGGAGCACAGCAUUGAGGACGCGGUGGCGGAUGGUGACCUGGAGGGCUCCAUGUACGGCCUCAAGCUGGGGGCCGCUCUUUGCAAGGCCGGCCUGCAUGCAGCGGGCGGCUCGCCGCACGCCGCGACGACCCCCAACUGGCGCCGCAAGGACAAGGCGCUGCCCACCGACCGCCUGGAGCAGGCCUGGGGCGAGUGGCCGCCCCUGCAGCGCGCGCUGGAGGAGCCUGCGCCCCCCAAGGACGGCGCCGCGGCAGCCGCGCCGCCGCUGGGCCCCGAGGCCGGGCGCUGGUGGGCGGCGCUGGGCGGCGCCGCGCGCGCGCUGGGCUGGGGCGCGGCCGCGGCCGACGGCGCGGUCGCGGCGUCGUGA